Frankliniella occidentalis (western flower thrips) is the source of this 2192-nucleotide messenger RNA. RefSeq lists its product as uncharacterized. The transcript has 4 exons. The coding region runs from base 71 to 1066 and encodes 331 amino acids. The record is from RefSeq and is a predicted model, not a curated record. NCBI's taxonomy places the organism in Eukaryota, Metazoa, Arthropoda, Insecta, Thysanoptera, Thripidae.
CAGCCAGCUGGCCGGUGCACAUCGCAGCCCGAGCAGCACCACAGCCCGCCGCGCGCACCACCCCACCAGGAUGGCGUCGGUCCGCACUUGUAAGGGAGGCGAUGUCCUCCGGUGGCGCGUCGUCCUCGCCGUCGUGGCCGCGGUGGCCGCCGACUGCGCCUCCGCCAACGUCGUGACCCCGGCCGGACUGCCCGUCAACAGCCUGCAGCAGCCGCUGCAGCAGCCGCCCGUGCCGCCCACCCCCGAGCCCAUCCCCAGCGGCGGCCACGCCGUCGGCGCCGCGCCCAGCGGCUUCGUCCCCAUCACUGCCUCGCCCCCGCCCGCCAUGGAGGUGGCCAGCGGCAGACAGGCUGCUGCCGACGCCGGCAACUGGAGGCUCGUCGGCAAGCUGCUCCUGGACUGCUCCCGGACCGGCGACCUGGUCGGCUGCCUCAAGCUCAAGGCGGUGGCCACCCUCGGCCGCGCCCUCACCUCGGACGCCGCCAUCCCCAUCAUGGAGGACCUGUCUCUGGCCAGGGACCCCGACGCGGACGUCAAGGUCCCGGAGACGCCGCAGACCGAGACUGAGCUGGAGGCCACGCUGCCGCGCGCGCUCGAAGAGCGCUCGGGUCGUUUGGACAGGCUGCUGCUCGAGCGUCUCGACGCCUUCAUCCGCUCCAGGACAGUGCAGUUCAGCAUGCCCCUCGGGCUCGGCGUCUUCGAGGGGCGCGGCAAGGGCGGCCUAGGCGGCAAGAAGGGCAUGGGCGGCUACAUCCUGCUGCUGGUGGCCGGCAUGAAGGCCAUGAUGAUGCAGAGCGCCAUGGGCGGCAUCGCCAUGAUGUCGGGCAAGGCGCUCAUCAUCGCCAAGAUCGCGCUGCUGCUCGCGCUGCUCUGCUGCCUCAAGAAGGGCGGCGGCGAGGAGCACAAGUCGCAGAUCGUCUACGCGGCCCCGGCCGAGCACAGCGGCGGCGGCGCCGGCUGGCAGAGCUCCGGCGGCGGCGGCGGCGGCGACUGGAACCGGCGCUCCGCCAACGACCCCAACAACUACGCGCAAAGCUACGCCUACAGCGCGCACCACCGCUACUGAGGCCGGCGGCCGAGUGAAGAGCCCUGACGGCGCUCUGGCUCGCAGGUUAGGCGCCCAAGGUGGCGGUGCGGAAAGGACCUCUUAAUUGUUGGUAGUGCUCUUCACUACUGGUUCUCCCAGGCAUAAAAGUCCUCUUUCUGUCUCUCUCUCACUCUCUUCUUCGUUGCUUUCUCUCAUACUAGCUCCAACCCUAUUCUUCGAUGUCUCUCUUUCAAAUUCUUUUGGCAUUUCUCUCCUAUUUCCAACCCUCUUGCUCCGAUUCAGCAGAUCUUUUCAGGGGAAAGAGGGUGAAUCAUGCUUUUUGCCUACUUUUAGGCGGUCCAAGUGGUAAGAAUUUCAUGGCUUUGCUUCUCCUUUUCCCUCCAGCAUGCCGAUUUACCUUACUUUCCGGAUGAGUAUCGUAAUAUUUCUUCUUUUUCUGUUUUACCUUCUAACCGUUGUCUUCUAUAGCUGCAUUGGGAAGGGACAUUUCUCCAGGACCUGCAAAGUAACGAAUGCCCGAUAACAGGCCGACACCUUACGCGACGACUUUGAAUUCUAUAUCCUUCAGGACACACUUACUUUUUUGUACUACCCAAGACGCCAAGACGCUGAGCACGGAACGUGACAAACUGGUAACGAAUACGCCAUAUGAUGUACCAUACUAACAUAUAAACGAUUAACAAUUUAAUUGUACCUCUCACAAUACUGUGAAACUAGACUACCUCAUUGUCAUAAUGUAUAAUCAAAAGCCAAAGACGUGUUAACCCCCCCCCCCCUUAAUGAAUUCAUAUUUUAUGAUACUACCGUGGUAACCAUUCUAACUACUCAAUUACCGUAUUAUUAUUACUUCAAUAAGUCUUAGCCUACUGUUUUUAAAGCUGUACCCAUCUUCUUCAUCGGCAAUCUGUCUUAAAUCUAGUCAGUCCCUUUCCUUUAUUAAUUCUACUGUGCCUGGUGUUUCCCACAGGCUCAAAACUUUGUUGUGUAUUAUCUGAUUUUUUUCUUAUAUGUGCUACCUUGGAGAUUGCAAGGCAUGUUUGUAACAAAGACAAUAGAUAUUCUGUAAUUUAAUCUUUAAUUUAUGUAAUUUAUUUGUUGAAGUUUGUCGUAAAGUGAAGAGAAAUACAUAGAAAAUACAGAAACA